Tribolium castaneum (red flour beetle) is the source of this 14832-nucleotide messenger RNA. RefSeq names its product tweek (gene tweek). Gene Ontology annotation, biological process: synaptic vesicle endocytosis. The transcript has 27 exons. Lineage: Eukaryota; Metazoa; Arthropoda; Insecta; Coleoptera; Tenebrionidae. The record is from RefSeq and is a predicted model, not a curated record. Bases 338 to 14746 code for a protein of 4802 amino acids.
GCCACUUCCAACAAGUGCCAAUAUCCUAUGAACGGCUAAUCGUGCUGAAUUCAAAAAUUUCGAAAUUGGGCCACAAAACCAAACAUUCGGUGCAUUUUUUAUCAUUAUCCUUAUCACAAGCGCUUCCAAGAAAUGUGAACUAGUGAUAAGUGGCUUCAAUUUUGAUAAGAAACACAAAUCUGGCAUUUUUUUUUAUCGUUGGCGGCCCUGGCCAGACCCCGCCCCUUCAGCUGUGCACUUGUCAAAGUGACAGUUUUUCUGCCGCCAUUUGAAAACAACACACCAAGUGCAUAAAAAUGGGUUAAAAAGCUAGAAAUUCGUGUUUUUUUUCGGCGAAAUGGAGUCGGAUCCGUUUCUAAACGGCACGUUCGACGAGCCUGAAACGUCAAAAUGGAACGCCAACUCGUCCACUUUUGGAAAUCUCGACGACAUAAAAAUGGAUUCGAACUUUGCUAUGUUAUUGUGCAGUUUGCUGUUCGCAGUCGGAUGGGUGAUUUAUAUAACGUAUUAUAACUCGCGACUGGUCGCCUUCAUCAUUACGAAGAUAAUGAACCGGUUCUUCAUCAGCGAGGGAUACUUUAAAAUCGGGUCUCUCUCCCUCAAUGCUCUCUCGGGGAAAAUCAUGUUUCGGGACGUGGUUUACAUCACUUACGACUACACGAUACGGGUCCAGGAUGGGUAUUUGAUUUUUCGCUGGUGGAGGUCUUACGUCCCAAAGGACGUAAGUGAGGAUUUAUCGCACUCUGAUACGAGACUUUCCGUCAUGUUGAACGGUUUUGAGCUGCAUGUGUACAACAGAUCGCAGCUUUAUGCAAAUCUAGAGCGGAUUUUCGGGAUUGGGACCAACAUUAUUCCGAAUUAUGAUAAUAAAACCACGGAGAAUUUGACGAAUUCGGAGAGUAAUGUCGAUAAUAGGAAGCAGAGACCGGAGGCUGCGAUGGCAAGGACUUGGCGUGACUUAAUUCCAGUCAUUAAAAUCGACGUGUCGUCGAGCCGCCUUGUUUUUGGCAAUCGCCUGGUCCCCACAACCCUCAGUAUAACCUUUGAAGAGUCCCACUUUGUCUACUCGACCAAGCCGGCCGUUUGCACUCUUGAUCGUUUUAUGCAUUUUGUCAAAUGCAAGGCUGAAAAUGUCCGCGUUAUGCUUGCCCCCAGUCUUAAAUACACGGGAAUGCUUGAUGAGCCCCCACGUUAUAUGGGCGAAGGCUUUGUUCUUAUGUCCACAAAUGACCUAGAGCUUUACUUUUACAUGGAUGAGCCCGGUCUAGUGCCGGAAGAACCAGUUUUGGUCACUUUAGCCAAUGGAGAUAUUGUUGAAUCGAGUCCUCCACAAUGGGGGGUUGAUAUAAAGUGUGGCAAAGGAACGGAUUUUAGUUAUGGGCCGUGGGCGGACCGACAACGCGAACAUUUGUUCAAGUUUUUCUAUCCGCAGGAUUACCUCCCAAUGGAAGUGACAAAAAUGCCAAAACCGGGCGAAAAACGCCAAAUGCAAUCAUUUGAUGUGCGCCUUUUGAUGCAAAACGACGCCACCAUUGAUAUUCUCUUCACCAAAGACAAGGAAACCAACGCCGUUCACAUCAACGUAGGCGCUGGCAGCUACCUCGAAAUCACCCUACCAUGGAUCACACUUCAAGAUGGCUACUCGACCAAAAUCACCGGCCAGUUACUCCAUCUUGAAGCGACAACCAGUCUACAAUUCCGCGAUUUCGUCGAAAGUGAAACUUUAGAAUUUUGCCUUUUGUGUCACUAUCCACUCGUUUGGAACGACCACCAACUCUGGGAAAUUAACCUAACUGGUUGUAAAGCCACCGUAAAGUUGAUUUUUGCCCACAAGUGGUUCUUCCAAGACUUGAUUAACGACUGGGCGUCGAAACAAAUGCCCGAUUUGAUGCAUUUUGUUCCGUAUACUUGGCGUUUUGGCCUGACUUUGAAACACUGCGAGUUGAUCACACUAGUGAAUCAAUACAAUUGGAUUGAUUGUAGUAGUGUUGGGCAAAAGAACCGUUUGGAAAACACACAGUUGGCGUUGUGUGCGCAUUUUUUGCACAUGUCAUUUGAUUUGCCCUUCGAUGAGUUUCUACCCGAGACCGUUCCGUUGAACUUCAGUAUACAGGGUGAAAGUAUAGACUUGAGUUUGUUUAUUCCUGAAUUUCACACGAGUCGUAACGUUGUCCAAGCGCUGGAAAAACACGCCAAAGUUCUAUCGAAAGAUGGCAGCACCACCACCAAGAAGGCUGAGAUCAUACCAAAAUGGCGGAACGAAUGUCAAAAUGGUUGGGUGGACUUUUGGUGGGUGCCAAUCGGCGCGAUUAACAUUGUCUACACUUACCACCCGUGCCCACCCCUUGGUACCACCCCCCAGGCCGAUAUUUCCACCCCCGUUAAGGAGGAGAUCCUCCUAUCGCCCAUGCGCUUCCCCCACCACCGCAAGUCGCGGAAACGCUCACCAGAGGGCGUCCAGAAAUUCGACCCUACGUCACUCAAGGCAGACACUGUUAGUGUUGAACUUGAAAUUGGGCCCUCGGUUUUGCUGCUGUACGGUACAGCGUUGAAGAAUUUCAUGAAUUUUAAGGAAAAUAUCUUCGGGGAGGAUCAGUCGUUUACCGAUAUGCAACAAGCGAGUUCGGGGGAAGGCCCCAAUGAUUUGAAAUCGGACGAUAGUUCGGCCAAUAUUCCGCUUGAGUUGCGUGAAGAUUUCGAUCAUAGGAAUUAUAGGCCGUUGGAGGUUGAUGUGUCGAUUAUUGCGCAUGAUGUGCAAGCGCAUUUAUUGAAGAAUUGUACCGAGAAGGAUCCACCGUGUCCGAUUAUUUUGAUUGAGAGAGUGGGCUUUGAAAUGAAGAAGAGGUACGAUCAGACUGAGUUGCAGUUGUUAGUGAGUCCGUCCGUGCUUCUAGUUUCGGAUAAUAUUAAUCGGGCGGCGAAAGACAAACAUUUGAAUAAGGGGAAAUUGACACUGUCGUCAUUACAGCUUCGAGGCCACGCGAUGUUUUCAAACGUUGGCCAAUCCCUCGAUCAAGACACCAUCGAGUAUGCUUGGUUGGUCGAAGUCCAAAUGGGCAAACUAAGCGGUAAAUUAACCUCACCCCAAUUAUACUCAGUCCUUGCAACCCUCGAAACCCUCAUCCUUCUACUAAUGGACACCGAAAACGAACUCAACUCACCGAAAGUUGACGCUCUACUAACACGUCCAGUCACGACGAAAAAAAAUACAGUUUCUAGUCAAAACGUUCACGUCCAACAAGUGCAACAAGCCAUCCAACAACUCCUCCAACCGAAAAGUAACGCUUCGAAUAAGAACACCGUUCCGAAAACCAACAAAAAGAAAAUCGACGAAGACAAAAAAGGCUCAGUUCGAAGCGCAAUAAACGAAGACAACGGUCUAGACAAUCAAAAUGCGCACAAAUUGAAAUACAAACUGUGUCGGGUGGCUGUGGACGCCGUUGAUUUCUGGUUGGUUGAAAGUGGGGUUGCACUGCAAUUGUGGGUGUCGCCGAUCAGGUUGGCCAAUUGCAACCUGCACGGGAAACAAGUGAGUUCGGGGCUGAGUUGCAUUGUUUACAGCAUGUCGGUGCGGCAAAUGGUUUGGCAAACGCAGAAAUACAACCACAAUAAAUCAAAUUCAGACAACAUGGAUUUGUGGCUGGAAGUCGGUGCUGUUAAUUUCGGUCCUUUGAUUGUCGAAUCGGCGAUUUCGUCCGAUAUUAAGGAACAGAAUUUGCACCAAACGCAGCAAAAGUUUCUAAGAACGCACGAUGAACGGUGGAAGAAGUUGUGGUUUCUGUGGCCUGAAUUGAAUAAAACUAGUGGGAAGUGUGGUUGUACCGGGGGUUGCAUGUUUUUCGGGACGAAUCGGAACGGGACACGGUUUUUUAAACCGAGUCGGAAGGAUCUAGAGGAGGGGAUGAACGUGGCUGCCUUUCGUGUCAACGAGCCGGGGAAAGACCCAGGCUACGGCCAGAGCAUCCUCCACGAAAACAUGCUAAUAUUCCGUACCCCACCAUACAUCGUCCAAGAAAUCUCGCUCCAAGACACUCUACCUCGCAGCAAAUCGCAACCCACGAGCACAAGCCCACGAAUCGGCGACCCUGACACCAUUAAAAUAAGCCCAGUUGGUACAACCGAACGCGAACGUAAAAUCAGUCGUCGAUUCUCCUCAACUUCAAUCCGCAGUUCAAUAAUGAAAGAAGUACCAUACGCCCGCCUUGUCGAAACCUGCCCAAUCCUCCCCUCAAAACUCGACAGUGAUUCAAAACUACACACCGAAGUCGGAAAACUAUCAGUAACAAACGACCCAGAACCACUUCCAAAAAACAGCAUUUCCGACUCGAAACUAGCCGUUGAUUAUUUCAAUGCUCCCAACGUUACAACAACCAAAUCGUCCGAAUCGCACCAUUCGCUCGGCGAACGCAUCAGCUCGGACGAAAAGUUGGCCAUGGAGGUGCAACGCACCACGUCCAUGUCCAGCGAGAACCAAUCAGAAGCGUUCUUUUCCGCCGAUGAAGACAUAAUCAAUUCGCGCAGCUCAAGCUUGCGCAAUUCCAUUCUUUUGACGCGUCAGGACAGUAAUAGUGUGCCACCGCAGCGUAAAAAAUUCUCAAGUGAGCUUAGUAUCGUGGCCGAUCGGCCGUACAAAACCAUACAUGCGCCGAGUUCGGCGCCCGAAGGAUGCAACACUCGGCUCCGGCUCGCGUCACAUCGCAGCGACCACGAGAUACAUACGCCCGAACAUCGCAGUAUUGCCACCAAUGGGCUUGUUACACCUCAGCGGUUACCAAACGUUCGAACGUUGAAUGAAACUGAUAGUCUUGGUGGGGAAUCUUCAGAUAGUUAUAGUAGCACAUCGUAUGUUUCUGCAGUUGGUAGUCAGGAGGAUUUUACGUUGGUGGACCUGCAUAUGCAAGUGAAUCGGUUGAUUAUCGACUCGCCGAUGCUUAUGUCGAGUUAUGUGACACAUUUGAGUCAAUGUAAAUGUAAAAAUUGGGGCGACCAAUCAAAACAUUCCGACCAGUUUUCGGUUCCACUGUUUGAGAAAAACGAUGAGGGGAAAUUGGUUUAUGUGGGUGCGAGGUUUGUGCCGUGUAUGGAGACGGCAAGUGAGGGAAUCACCUCGUUGAAGAUGGUGUCACGUGGUGAGGGGAGUAAGACACCAACGUCGCCAUAUGUACAUGUUUGGGAGCAGGAAGAUGGGGAGGAUACAGCGUUUCAAGAGGAGGAGUUGUUGAGUAGUCAGACGGAUGCUGGGUGUAGGACCAUUGUUAUUGUGAAAUUGAAAGGGGAUUUGGAUGUGAUGGUUAGUCCGUUGCUGUUGGAGUCGUUACAAAGGUAUGUCGACGCCCUCACCCCAAUUGUGGCCAACUUGCACCCCCUCACAGUCAUCAAUCAUUUGCAUACGUCAUGUGUUGGCCAAGUCGAAGCUGCAAAUAUUCUCAAAACAACGGAAAACAUUGCAAAAUUAUGCCAAACUCCGACAGGAGACGAAGGCCCCAUCUCUGAAGGGAUUUACGAAGAAACGGUCAAGACCCAACUACAAGCCGCAAUCUAUCUACCAAAAGUUAAUGUAACUUUAUUACAAGUUUCAAUAGUUGAAGAAAUCAUCUCAUUUUCGGCCCUCGAUAACAUGAAAGACCUGACUUGUGUUUCGCUUUUUUCUGUCUGUUUCGAUAAUGUUACAGCGAAGUUACACUGUGAUAAACAAGCGCGUGAGGUGCUUCAGCGUUUUCAUCGACCUGCAGUUGUCCAAACUGGUAGUAAAAAAGGGGCGAAUAAAGCUAAGAUUUUGUUGGGGCUUCAGACGAAUACUAACGCUGAUAUAAUACAAGGUGAACCUGUUUUUAUCGAAAGUUGCGAAAAACAACAGCAACAAUUGGUGGUGUGUCUCAAUGUUGGUAAAGCGCAUGCGCAGUUGAGACGUUUGAGAAAUGAGAGUUCGAUACUAGACGAUGCGAUUAUUACGGCGAUACCGAAUUAUAAAUCGAAGGUUUUGUUUACGCCAGCUAAAGUGGGGCCGCAGUAUCGGGGGUUGGAGUAUUAUCUACAACCGUCGCAGAGUGACAAUAAUACGGUCCAGACCGACGACACAAGCGAAGAUAAACUAGGCUUCAUAAUGUUCGAAUGCGGCCUUGAGGGCGUUUCCCUAAAAAUCGUAAAAAAAUCCCAAUUCGAACACGUCGAAUGCAAACUAAACAUGCAAGAACCUAUCGAAACCUCCACCGACGACCCCGACCCCGACCCCAAACCCGAAACCCCGAAAUCCCGCGACGGUGAAGGCGACGCCGACUUGGACAACUCCGCCGAGAGCAAAGACAACACCGUCAUGGCCAAAGACUCCGGAAACGUCUCCAGCUGCAUAAUCGAACUGAAAGUCGUCUGGUUCAACUUCGCGGCGCCCCCAAGGGCCCCCAUAACGCGCAAAAUCGACUACACCCGCCUCGACUGGAACCUCCUAAGCACGGCGUCGCCUGCCAUCAACGCCUGGAUGAAUCCCAGCAAUCGGCUCGCCAUAAGAGUCGUCCAUAUGGUCAGGAGCAUGUACCGGAGGUCCACGGCCGUGGUGGCCUGUCUUAUGACCGAAGCGCUGGAAGCGCAGAAAGUGCACAUGUUGGCCAAAAGUCGCUACGAUAAGUUGACACCGCUUGCUGGGACUUUGCACGACGAUCCAAGCUUGCAGUUAUGUUCAAUCCUACAACAGUAUUACCUUGAAAGUGAUUGUUUGAUAAUUGAGGCGAAUUUGCGCGAGUCUGACUUGCCCCAGCUGUUCACGCUGAGGCAAGGUGUGGUGGUGUUGAGUCGGCAGUGGAAAAAUAUUCUCUAUACGCCGCUUUUGCCCCAGCAUAGUGUUAAGUCGUCGAGGAUCAAGCCGCUCAAUGUCACUAUAGCCGUGCCCGAAGUGGAAGAGGUGUGUAUGACAGAUGGUGAAGUCAGCGGUAACGAGGAUCACGAUAUUACCGACGAACACGCACGCUUGCUACAUUCCGGCAUUAUUUUAAAACCGAGUGCGGGAGAACCUAUCCAAGCUAGUUACUUGGACAUGCCACAGGUGGCGGUAGUGUCCGGUGGUGUGGAAAGCGUUCUCACGUCACCAAGUCCCACAGUACAACACCGAAAACGUAAAAAAAGCUUACAACCGACGCAACACCCUAACAGUAGUCGAGCAAGCGUUGUUUUACCACUGCUUACUAGUAGCAAUAACCCCUUUGGCCAAAAACGCGAAGAUAACAUUUGUUACGGCACGUUGCGUGAAGAUUGCCUCAUUUACAACAUGGGUUCAGACCCAAGCGAGGUUUAUAGUCAUUCCAGUCCCGAAUUACCGGCAAGUCCAUUACACAAAACAGGCUACACACAUUCAUCUGAAGAUUUGUACUCUUGGAUGGCAAAACAGGACGCUGUUGGCUCACUUAAGGGCUAUAUGGAGUCGAAAAUCGAUACUUUGCAGACUGAGUCGUCCGGUGAUGCGGGUACUUUACCCAAACCGAGUGCAACAGCACCGGAAAUCUCGCUGUAUCCGAUUCAUGAUUCGGUGCGGUUGCUUGAUGCGAAUCAGAUUUUUCAACCGUUGUUGUUGGGCUUGGGGGUGAUGCCGCAGCAGUUGAGGUUUACGACAAUGUCGGAUUCGAGUGCAGGGAAUGAUGUUACGACUUUGGAUGCACUUGGAUCGAAUUUUAGUCUUGUAGGGAAUAUGGAAACGAUGCAUAUUGAUAUAGUGGUGUCCGAACAUGGUAAAACGGAGAAGAAGAAAGGGAAGAAUAAGGGAAAAAGGCUGUUUGUUGAAGUUAAUGCGAACGAAUCGCCUGCUUUUGUGUGCGAAAAGGUCUCAGUGGAGUUGGAAAUCGAUCGAAUGACUGACAUGGCCGUCAACGAGAUGAUGCGUACGAAAAACGUCCUUUACAUAUCACGUGGCCAACUCAAAAACCACACAAGUACCGUUAUUAACUUCACAAUCGGGGUACGUUACAUUUCGCAACGUGUCAACAUGCCCCUGCUACGCCUCCUCCACCAAAUCAGCAACAUGUACCAAAACGUCAAAGACACCCAGAACGAACUACGCGAACAACAACCGGUCGAAAUCCGCCGACCGAAGACGAGCUCCAGCGAUCAAGCCGACAUCAAACACCACUCCUCAAUUUCCGACAUCCAGGAGCCACUAAUCGACACGAAACAAUUGAGUUUGAAAAUAUCCGACGGUUCUUGUACCUCACAAAAUAAACCAAUCGUUUCCCCAUCGCCUAGUUUACGGUCGCGUCCGCAAAGUUUCGCCCAAAAACUACGAUCAACCGGAAAAAGCGUCAAAGGUUACGUUAAUCUAACCGAAGGCGGCGGCACUCCGAUGACCAUGAGCAGCCCAUCGGGGUCGGCUUUGGACCACAUGACCGUCUCGUCCGACAAAAGCACGGGGCGGUGUUGGAAAACAAUCUAUCACUUAUUAGAAUUGUACGCAAAUAUGCCAGACACUAAAACAAUCAAGCAUCGCUUCUCGGUCGGUACGUACGAUAUUUCAGAACAUUAUAAAGGCAAUCGGAAGUAUGAUUUAUUGACCGAGAUGAAGUCGAGUGACGACUUGGACAAAAACGAAUCGACCCCGCCGCCGGUCCAGACCAAGGCCAAAGAACACACCAAGCUGGUGGUGUUCGGCGUCGCACGCAUCCACCGCACCCGGCUGUUGGCCACCCUGUCGGGCCUUAAACUGGAAGCCGAGAUCACCAGUCUCCACUCGAGCCUAACAUGUCGUAAAAAAUCAACGCCCGCCAUGUUGGAGUGCUCCCUAACCGGUCAAAUCGGCCGCACUAUGAUCAACCUCCUAGAGGGCGUGUCGCCGAAUCAACAAACCGUCGUCAAGGUAACCAUCGGUAAAUCCCAAACGCUAUACUCCAGUAUCAUGAAACGUGGCAAAGACAAAAACUCCGGCCUUCUAACAAUUGGCGCCGUCAACAUCGACAUCCCGCAACACCCGGUCGCGCUGCACGGAAUGGUCACCAGAGGGAGCAAACAACUCAGCUCCACACUACAGGAAUUACGCGUCACGCGCACAGCCAGUCGCCUCUCACGUGGCGUGCAAAUCGACGACGACCAACAAAGCUCACCGAGCCACCAAACCCACGUCCCCGUCUCAAGUUUUGCCAAAAAUUCCGCCGAGGAGAAGAGUUUAUUGCAACCGUUGGUAAUGCAGUUUUCUGUAAUUUUGCAAAGUUUGAGCAUCACAGCGGCGCUGCUACCGUCGCUCCAAGCCACCUAUAAGAUGGACAAGGUGAACAGUGCCGGCUUCACGGGGAGCCGGGCCAAAUUCACCAUUGAUCUACCCCACCAUUCUUUGAGUUUUAAUACGGUCCUGCAGGGCCACUAUGAGAAAGUCGAGGCGAACUUACCAUCCGAGGCCAGUAUCGCGUUACCGGCCGUGCACGUCAGCGCCGAGUACAUCCCCGAGAACGCCACCAAUAUUCACAAGAACCCCGACGGCGUGGUGUUCCGUCAGGGGGGCUAUUUGAAUGCGCAUGCGGAAAUUGGGGUUUUCGAGCACAGUCUCACCACCGAUCUGCUCAACCACUUGGUUUUCGUGCAGAAGGUGUUUAUGAAGGAAGUUAACGAGGUGGUGCAGAAGGUGUACGGGGGCGAACGACCGGUGCCGAUCUGGCUCGAGGACAGCGAAGAGACGUCACUGAACCGUCUCUUGUUUUCGCUAGUGAUACGAAUCAGUCGCAUACAGUUGACUGCAACAACGGCAGGUUCGUCGGCUGUGCGUUUGGAGACGGGAGCGGUUGUCUUGGAGUUGUCGAAUCGCGUGCAGAACGUCUCCGGGUCGACGCAAAGCAGCGCCACGGCGCGGCUGUUUGGUAAAGCUCAAGUUGAUGUUAAUCUAUCGCUUGGGCAGAUUAUACGAAAUGCGGUGUUUGAGGAGGCGGAGAUUGAGUAUCAGCCGGUGGCGUUUUUCAACACGCGGAUUGGGUUGAGGAACGCGUUUCAGGAUGAGAUUGUUGAGGGGGAGGAUAAGGAGGUGGUGUUGAUUACGUUGAAGCGGCCGCUGAUUUAUAUUCAACCGGUGGCGAUUGACAAGGCGAUUCUUGUGUGGUUGAAUUAUAAAAAUGCGUAUGAUUAUUGGAAUGAGAAGCGAGCGAAUUUGAAUAAGGAAGUGUUGACUGCGACGCAACAAGUCUAUGAGAAGUUUCAGUUCGGACAGUUUACGAGUCAGUUGAGUGCGCCUCAUUUGGGGACGUUGUUUUUGCAAUUGACGGUGGAGGAUAUGGGGAUUUGUUUGCCGUUGAAUCCGUUACCGUUGACUUGGAACCAGAGGAAUGUCUACGAGGAGAGUCGAGGCGCGGUUGUGAUCACGCUGGAGAAUACGAGUAUUUCAGCCUGCAGUUCCGGUUCGCUCGUCAGUAAGGGAAAAUUCUCAAACUUGUGUCUGCGUUUCGCGGACGAUUUCGAGACAUCUCUUGACGACUGGAAGCCCGACAUGAGUGACUCCUCCAUAAUGAAUUUAUGUGUUGUUAGUGACGGCACAUACGAGGUUUGUAGCCGAACAAUCGCAGCUAAACAAGCCAAUGAAAACGCCAAGUGGUUUUUAAACGUCCAAUGGCAGAUGGAAGGUGUCGACAUUCACCUCGACACCGGUGUCGGCAAACAACUCUCAGCACUAGGACACACUCUAACGAUGUUAACGGGGGCCGAAGAAGCCCAAUUCCCCGUCGAUUACGACAGCGAUGAUAACGAACCCAUCGAUGGGACAAGAGUCUCCCAGGAGAGCAUUUUACCGUCGUUUAUGUUCGACCCGAACUUGGACAACCGAAGUCGUUCCAAACUCAUGGAGAAGGAAAUGAACGAACAGGCGAAAAUCAUCAACGAUCUGCGCACGUUGGGGGCUUCCCACGGCACGAUCGAGCUCGAGAUGAAACGAUUACACGAACUCGAAACGAUCGUUUAUAAGGGUUUCCGGCGCGAUAUGAUCCAGAAACUGAGGCGGCAAAGCAUUAAAGCACAAUCAAUCAAAGGCAAAUUUGGGCUAGGCACCAAAAGUACGUUCCGUUCCAAGUCAUUUAUGGUCCAAAGCCCCACACUUGAACGCAAAGACAGUCCCGAUAGGGCCCCCACGGUUAACACCGGAAGCUAUGAAAGUUCCCCCAGGUCGGGGCCCUCGAGGUCGGCGUCGCUGCGCGUGCGGAACCCCGAAUUGGGGCCCAAGGUUACGUUUAGUGAUACGAGACAAGCGUCGUUGCCGAGUGCUAGUUCCGAGACUCAUUUGGAUUGGCCCGAGUAUUUGGAUAUCGAUGGGGAGAAGAUUUUGUUGCGGAAGAAGGGGAUUGAUGAUUUUGUGCCGACGGCGAGCCCUUUUCAGGGGGCUCCGAGUGUGGGGGCGCCGCUUAAGGCGCAGGAACCGAAUGUUGAUUUGGAGUUGGAUGUGAAGGUGUUUAUCAAUAGUGGGAAGUGUGUGCUGCAUACGAAGGAUCCGGUCAAGGAGGAGGAGAUUAAAUUAAGCCGGAUGCGGAAAGACCGCAGUUGCUCGGCCGGCCUCCUGGAGUUCCCCCCAAGCACGAGCAGUCCCGACCCCAUCCGACGCAACAAAGACAAACUUCUCAACCAAUCAAGUGGCUCCCGUCUCCGUCCAACCCCACAUGCCACACUUGUCGAUCUCACAAUCUUCCACAUUCCCGGCAUGGACGUAAAAUUACACUACACAUCGAAAGUCGUAUGCGAAGAUGAUUCGGUCCAAAGUCCCGAUUUUGAAAAAGUCUUCAAAUCACCGAUGAGUUUCGACGAAUCGGAGGAAAGUCGCAUUGACAAAGCGUUCAAACGCGUCGAAAGCGAACCGAUCAAAGUCUCAACCUCAAUGCAUGGAAUAACCAACCCUAACUACGGCUGCAGUCCAACAUCGAGUUUGGACGACUUGCAGUUGCCACUGGAUACCACAGCCCGUGGCGGCGUUCUGGGGCACCGGAGGGCCGGCGUCAAGAAGGCGUCGCUUUUUGCAUGGAUGACGCUACAAAGUGUGCCCGAGGAGACCAUCAUAAGUCCGCACAUUUUGGAGUUUUUGGAGCAAACUCUUGAACCGAUUCCGCCGAAAACUAACUUUAAUACGACAGAUACGUCGUUCCUGCCGUCGGAUCAAGACUUGACAAAUUACGGGAACUAUGUCUAUGCUAGUUUCCCAGUCGACGUGAUUGUGUAUUUUCACAUGCAACCGAGCACUUUUCGGUUCAGUUGUUUGCCGGUGUCUCGUGUUGAGUGCAUGUUGCAAUUGCCUUCGCUUGAUAUUGUCUUCAGUUCGAAGCGAGCCGAAGACGAGUUGAGUGAGUUUGGCGAUGGGGGGGCUGCUAAUCCGGCGGCGACUGCCGUCGGGGGGCUCAGUGUCACUGGGUGUCUUUCGGAUUUUUCCGUUUAUAUUUUUCAUCCGUACGGUGGGAAAAAAUCAGCGCUUAAGGAAGCACAAUGGUCGCCGUUGUCCGAUAGUGAGCGGAAAGACUCGCUUUCGAUUAAUGUCGAAUUUGUCAAGUUUCAUUUAUCGCGGUCGAGGAUGUUGAAUUUUAAGCAAGAGGGGGCGAGUAAGGGCAAAGGGGGCGAUCAUAGCAGGGCUGUGAUUCGAUUUUCGACAAUUAUUGACAUUGGAUCGGCAUCGUUCAAGUACGACAUGAGACGCUUGACUGAAAUUUUAGCAUUCCCAAAAGCCUGGUACCGAAGAUCAAUCGUACGAAGAAUGUUUUUAGGUGACUUAAGUAUGUCGGCUGUGUAUAGUGAAGAAGAUGAUUCAAUAACAUCACAAGGUUCACCAAACACUUUAAAAAAUAGUCAUGAGACACGAAAAAGUGACAAGUCGCCACUUUUGAACAACAAGGACCGACUCAAAUUAAGCUUAGAUUCGGACGUUUUGAGACAUAACAAAUUAAAAGAACUGGGACGGGCAUUCAGUGGCGAUUCGGCCAAAGAGGAGACUCCAAGUCCGUCCGAAUUCAAAAAUCUAACCGCCUGGGAGACCUUGGUUUUGUUUGCGGUUAAUUUCAAAAAAUUGAACGUUCAUAUGAAUAUGGGCAACGUCAUGGGAAAUGUUUCAUGGAUGACGAAGGACUUCCGCAGCGACGGCCGCCUCAGCAUCGGCUCCACCGGCCACAAAAACCUCUACAUCGCGCUUGGCCUUGGCGGCUCAAGCCUUGACGCAAAAGGCGGCAUCGUCGGCGGUAAUAUAGAAAUCGCCAAUAUCGACACAUUCAUCCACAUCCGAGAGGAGCCCGAAGUGGAGCCCGAUCACACAGUCGGGCUCCGCCUCCACGCCCUCGAGCUCCGCCUCGAUUACAUGGCCACCUCGGUGCUAAUGUGUCGUGUGAGCGACUUGAAUGUUAAUCUACGCGACGAAUGGAAACUAAGUAGGGCUACGUCACGUGACUCGAUACCGACACGACGUCCAGCUAGUAUUUUUAUGCACGGGAAUUUAACGUGGGAUCAACUACAGAUGAUGAUUUCGAAGUCAACCACAGCCGACUUAUUGAAAAUGUUUAAUAAACUUGAAGAGUUUUUCUCGCAACAGUUUAAUAGUAGUAAGAGGGCGUUUAGUGGAUUUGCUGGAGGUUCGGCGAGACCGCCGAGGGUCACACCGCAAAAAAGUCGGGAGUUUCCGACAUCGGCCACGAAUGCGACCGAUGCCAGGCAUCAUAGGCAUUGGCAGAAGGUGAUGGCACAGGUGGCUGGCUUGCAGUUAAGUACCAUGGAUGUGCCGUUGCCUCAGUUUGGAACCGUCUUAGGGGGCACCAUGGAACUGCACGGUAACAACAUCUCAUUGGCUUGCUUCCAUGGUAUUAAUUUCAAAAGCAAGUCAUGGGCGUUGUUCAGUUUAAGGGAACCGUCAAUAACAUUCAAUACCGAAGGACAAGAAAUACCAUCAAAUACAGAAGCUACACCAGCACAAGACGUUCACGUGGUCCAAACCCUGACUUGUAGUCUCGGUUUGAGCACUUACAAGACACAUUUAUCAAUGGCCACGGUCUGUAAAGUGAGUCGCAGUGUGAUUUUCCCGCCACAAUUCAAAACAUUACAAGAGUGGUUUCAUUACGCGUUCGCCAACAGUCAAAUUGACGAAGUGGACAAAUUUCCCUCAUUGGAACGCGAAAAAUGUGAUGGUAAUAAUUCAAUCGAACGCCGAAAUAAUACGAAAUUAGCCGAUCCGAACCAUAAUCGUGAAGUUAUUUUCGCACUUCCUAGUCUACAACUGCACCUGAAAACUGAGCAUUUGCAAACGGCGACUGUACCCGACAUUUCCGGGGAAAAACCGACCGUUGAGUGCAGUUUUAUUACAGAGUUUGAGGAUCAUAUUUUUGUGACUGUUGAUGCGGAGGCGUUUUUCUUCCUCCACGACUUGAUCACGUCAUACGUUAAAGAAAAGGAGAAAGUGUUGGGUUUCGGGGAAAAACGCAGCAGUGUUGACCUGCAAGACAAGGGGAAAUUGGCCGAAGGCCAGGCGAAAAAAGGCGCAAUUGACGACAUUUUCGCGAAGGAUUGGCGCAAUUACAAUUGCAAGACGUGGCAUUUGGAGCCAACUGUGCGCCUUUUGAGUGUCGCGGGGAAGUACAUAGAGCCCUACGGCAUUGACUACAUUUUGCAAAAGUUGGGUUUUUCCCACGCUAGAACCACAAUUCCCAAGUGGAUGCAGCGUGGGUUCAUGGACCCGUUGGACGCCAUUCUGGCCGUGCUGACGCUGCGAAUGGUUCAGGUGGUGAAAGGCGACGGCAACAAAACUGACAAAGAAACAAAGGCUGUUAAGGAUAAAAGCUAGAUUAGGGUGAAUGUUAGUCAAAUCGUGUAAUUAUAGAAAAAACAUUUAUUGAGAUUUAGACGUUAAUAAACCAUAAAUAAGCACUC